AUGCUAGAGGCUCUCAAUAGAGAUGCCCAACAUGCUACUAUCGCCAAGUUCAUUCAAAAUGAACUUGACGCUGAACGCGAGAAAGUAGCCUUGCUUCACCAACAAGGUUCUCAACAAGCAGAGUUGUUGAGAGAACAAGGUGCUCAACAGUUUGAACUGUUGAGACAGCAGCAGGCUGCUGCUGGUGGGUCGAUGCACUCGCGUCGACUCAAGACAUUGAAAAUUGACAUCUCCAAGUACAGGGGAGUCGAAGAGGACUCCCUCUUGAGAUGGUUCGUCGACUAA
Peronospora matthiolae is the source of this 285-nucleotide messenger RNA. NCBI's taxonomy places the organism in Eukaryota, Oomycota, Peronosporomycetes, Peronosporales, Peronosporaceae. The record is from the annotation of a GenBank genome assembly.